Vombatus ursinus (common wombat) is the source of this 743-nucleotide messenger RNA. RefSeq names its product C-C motif chemokine ligand 19 (gene CCL19). The record is from RefSeq and is a predicted model, not a curated record. Gene Ontology annotation, molecular function: CCR chemokine receptor binding; chemokine activity. Gene Ontology annotation, cellular component: extracellular region. NCBI's taxonomy places the organism in Eukaryota, Metazoa, Chordata, Mammalia, Diprotodontia, Vombatidae. The transcript has 4 exons. The coding region runs from base 138 to 431 and encodes 97 amino acids. Gene Ontology annotation, biological process: cellular response to interleukin-1; cellular response to tumor necrosis factor; cellular response to type II interferon.
AGCCACAUGAGAGGUUUCAGAACUCACACUCACACUCAGGCUCACACACACACGCAUACUCUGGCCCCUGGCAGAGUCCUGUGGGUUUCUCUGCAAUCCAAUCCACUGUUUGUCGGGAAAUCUGCUCAGAGGAUACCAUGAGAGGCAUCCUGCUCCUCAGCCUGCUCCUUCUCUCCACCACCGACCUAGCUUGGAGCGGUACCAACGAUGCAGAAGACUGCUGCCUGUCUGUUACCAACCUCAUCAUCCCCCGCCACAUCGUGUGUGCUUAUCGCCGUCUCAGCCCAGAGAACGGCUGCCGACUGCCCGCAGUAGUGUUCACUACACAAAAAGGUUACCAGCUCUGUGCUCCCCCUGACCGGCUUUGGGUGAAACGUCUCAUUAAGAGACUGGAUAAAAACAAUUCCCAGUACAGCCGCAACUGCAGUUAGUUUUGGGCACAGGACGAGAUGAGGAAAGAAUUCGGCCAUCAGGAUGGAAGUAUUUGAUCCAGCAGCCUGUAUGAGAGGAGGUCAUGAUGCCCCAGGAUUGACGAGGAAAGAGAACCCAGGACUCAGCUGCAGCCUGGAACUGAGAUGGGGUUGCUGGUUGGGGUGAGGGGUGGGGGGGGGGGGAAGAGGACGAAGAGUAGUUUAUGAAGUGUGAGCUUGAGUGUGAGUGUGAGUACUCAAGGCUGUCCAACGCAGGCUCUGGGGCCAUUUAAUAAAGGAUUUGAUGCUGGAAGUGGAAUGACUUUAAAUAAA